Molecule: messenger RNA, 258 nt
Organism: Naumovozyma castellii
Lineage: Eukaryota; Fungi; Ascomycota; Saccharomycetes; Saccharomycetales; Saccharomycetaceae
Gene: ATP15
Product: F1F0 ATP synthase subunit epsilon
Exons: 1
Coding region: 1-258 (85 amino acids)
Source: RefSeq, a predicted model, not a curated record
AUGCUUCACUACAAGAAAACAUUGCAACGCAUCAGCACAACUACAAACCCAAUGCCAUUAUCAGCUACUCUAAGAAAGGCAGGCGUCACAUAUGCCCAAUAUCUAUGCGUCGCCUCCAGGACUCUACGUGCCUCCUUGAAGACAGAAUUGCAGACCCCUGUUGUCAUGGCAAGAUCAAACACCGAUGCUUACUAUACCAAGUACGAGAAGGGCUCUCCAAUAGCGGACCCUGCCCCUUUGCAAACUUCUAGAGAUUAG